This is a messenger RNA of Sturnus vulgaris (Common starling), 4146 nucleotides long. The record is from RefSeq and is a predicted model, not a curated record. NCBI's taxonomy places the organism in Eukaryota, Metazoa, Chordata, Aves, Passeriformes, Sturnidae.
AUGGCGGAGGGACGGCAGCAGCGGCGCCGGGAGAGCGGCACGGGAGAGUGCACGCAGUCACAGAGGAAUGAGAAGUUGCGGUGCUCAAACCAUGAUGCAACACACACACUCGUUCUCUUACCUGACGGGAAGCUUUCUGAAGAGUGGGCUAAAGCUUCAGCAAACAGUCCCAAGACAAGGCUGGUAAAAGAACUGGGAGACCGAAAUAUUGUUCAAAUAGCAUGUGGAGACCAGCAUGCCAUGGCACUAUCCAGAGGGGGUGAGCUCUUCACCUGGGGCUUGAACACCCAUGGACAGCUUGGAGUGAGGAGCCAAACCAGGCUUACUAAGAAACCACAACUGGUGGAAAGACUAAAGGGCAUCCCACUUGCUCAAAUUGCUGCUGGAGGAGCUCACAGCAUCACCGUGUCACUCUCUGGAGCUGUGUAUUCCUGGGGAAAGAACAGUUUUGGACAGCUGGGACUUGGAGACACAAAAGACAGGAACUGCCCAACAUAUGUUGGAGCUUUAGAGCACUGGAAGACUGUAUUUAUCUCAUGUGGGGCAGAUCAUACUGCAGUUCUCUCCAAGGAGGGGCUGGUGUGCACCUUUGGAGCAGGAGGGUCUGGCCAGCUGGGUCACAACUCCACCCGGAAUGAACUCCUGCCUCGUGUGGUGGCUGAGCUGUGGGGAGCAAGGGUUACACACAUUGCCUGUGGCAGACAAUACACUCUGGUCUAUGUCCGUUCCUUGGACAAAUUCUAUUUCUGUGGUUCUUAUGAUGAAGGACAACUGGAAGAUGAAAGGAAGCCCAAUCAGUUGAUACCACUUCCCAUCCAUUCGCCAGUGAAUACUGAAAAAUCCUGCCAGAGUAAUUACCACUGCAGAUGUAUACGAAAACUGUAUUUGUUACUUCCAUGGAAAUAUUUGCUUUCUUAAUUUUAUUUACACUGAAAGGCAAACAUUAUGUCUCAUGCUUGCUUGGCCAUCCCAACAAAUUCUACCAGGAGUUAUUCCAUUUGCUGCUUGAUUAUCAUGGGUAAUAGCCUCAUAGAAUCAAACUUUCAACAGAUAACUACUACCCAGAGGGUUUUUUUACUGUUCCACUUUUGUGCCCUUAACUCUCUGAAGAUAAUGACUGUCUCUUCAAAUGUUCCUACGACAAUCUUUUUUUCUUUCACAGAAAAGAAUGCGUCAAAAAGGGGGAUUAAUAUUAUUGCAGGACUAAAUCAAAGUUUUGCCCAUUGCAAGGAGGAGAACACGAAUUCAUAUUUGAAUGGAAUUGCCACUCUGGAGGACAAAGAAGUGGAUAAAUGGAUUUCUAACUCUAAAUGGCGUGAGCAUAUAGAAACGAAUAUCAAACUGAUCUUUUCAUCUGAGGCUUGCAUCAAUGGAAGCUUCCUGGACAAAAGAGACAAACAUUUCAAAACUUCCAAAGAAGUCUCAGGCGUAGACAUAUCAGAAGUGAAACGUUUUUAUAAGAAGAUCAGUAAAAAACCAAUGGUCUACCAGGAGGUGCAAAAGGAGAUUAGGAACUUACUGCCAUCAUUGUCUUCCUCUCCCAUCUCACCUGAAAAUUUCAGAGUCUUCUUGAUCUUGCCUUUCCUUCUGCAGGGAAAGGAUGGGAACUCUUUCCUUUCUCUGAGUCUUCUAGCUCAAGCCAUCAUGAAGCUCCAGCCAGAGGGCCUGCAAACUCUUGAAUGCCUGUGGUCAAAUCUAGAAACAUCCUUUUUCAAGGAGCUGGUUAUUCUGUAUCAAAGGGUUUCCCAGCAAAUUCUGCGUAAAUUUUUCGUGGAGUUCACAAGAAUAGGGCCGGGCCGCCUCUCCAAACUGGGAACUGAAACUGGGCCUCUGCAAAUACUGCAGAUGCUUUACCAGGUGAACUCCAGAACUGGUUUCAGAGUACAUGAAAGCAACUUCCAUAUAUUAGAAGUGAAAAAUAUUAUCAACUGCUGUGCGUACUUCAAUAUAGUAACAGCCCUAGGGGAGCUGAGUAGGUACCCAUGCAUCUUUGACAGGGAAAACAAGAUCUACGUUCAUACUACAGAAUGCAGGGCUCUGUCCAACAUCUCUUCUGUAAGUGCACCCAGUUUUGUUACCAAUCAAAGACAAUACCUUCUGCAAGACAUAUGGAAAAAUUUAAAAUCUGCCUCAAACCAAGAUUUCAGGAAGAAAUUAGAGGUGUCUUUUGUGGGUGAGAUGGGGAUGGACCAAGGUGGAGUGUCCCAGGAACUCUUCAGGAUUGCAGCCAGCACCCUCUGCCAGCCCAACACCGGCACCUUCCGCCACUUCCCCUCUGGCCUCGUGUGGUUCCCCAGACAGGCCUCGAGCUGUGAGGAUAACUACAAGAAGAAUCACAAGAAUCGCAAGGUUAGAAGAGACCUUCAAGAUCAUCAAGUCCAACCUGUUAACGACACCUUCCUCUUGAUCGGGACACUGUGUGGAAUGGCCCUGUUUAACCGGUGCAUGGUGCCCUUCCCCUUCCCCAGGGCUCUCUACAAAAAGCUACUGGACCUGGCCCCUACCCUGGAGGACCUUGAGGAUCUGCUGCCAACCACGUGCCGGAGUCUUUGGAGAAUUUUGAAUGAAGAAUGUGAUAGCUUGGACUUGGACUUCACGAUAAUGGAAGGAGAAGAUUCCACAGAUGUUGUUGAGCUUAAAGAAAAUGGUGCCAACAUUCCCGUCACUAAGGAUAACAGGAAAGAAUAUGUUGAUUUGUAUGUGAAUUAUAUGUUCAAUAAAUCAGUAAAGAAGCCAUUUGAGGACUUUAUGAAAGGGUUCUUAAGAGGCUGCCCCGCUAGAAAUUGGAAGAUGUUUCUUCCUGAAGAGCUGCAGGUUCUUCUCCAGGGACACACAACAUUUGACUGGCAUCUGCUGGAAAAGAAUGUGAUGUACAUAGGGUAUGAGAAGUUAGAUCAAACCAUCAGGAAUUUUUGGACUGUGUUUCACAAGCUACCAGAAGAAAAAAAGAAAAUGUUUCUUGCUUUUUUGACAGGAUCUGAUAAAAUCACUGGCUAUGGAACAGAACGUUUUGGAUUUUGUAUUGUAGCUCUUCAAGAAGAAAAUCCAGAUGAGUUAUCUCCCCGUGCCAGUACUUGCCAGCGCAUUUUGUUCCUCCCCAGAUACAGCAGUAAAGAAAUACUCAAAGAGAAGUUGCUUUAUGCCAUAGAGCAUAAUGAAGGUUUUGGAAUGAAAUAGAAGCACUCUAAAGCAAAAAUAAGAAAAUGAAUCUUUGUUCACUUGUCAUAUUUUCUCUUAAUAGCUCCAAUUUACUGGUUUCUACUCUGCCUUAUUUUUACUGCACUUUAUAAACACCCGAGUGUGUGCAUUUGCUGGAAUUUUACAUUGCUUAUAAAAUUGAGCUUCAACCAGAUACCUCAUAGUUAGAUUCUAAACUUAGGAAAGGAGAAUCCUGUCUGGUACACUUCAGAGAAGCAAGCUGAUAACCAGGCAUAUUUACAUAUAUAUGCAGGCAGGGUCUGUGCUGUUCUGGUUGUGUUAGAACAGUGAGCUCCCAGCAGCAGGGAUUCUGUGAUUUGUACAUUUAUGCAUUAGCAAGCACACAACCAGGAUGUGCUAAGCAGUCACCCUUGCAAGGCAAAGCUGGGGUAAGGUUUUAAUCUGUGUUACUUAAGGGUUCUCUUGGGGAGCAACUAACACAUUUAAUGAGACUAUGAAUUGAAGGAGCAGUCUGUGCUCACCUCAAUAUGGUCUAUGAUUUAUCUGGGAUAAAUUCUUAGGAGGAUUUGAUCAUUCAAAACCUUUUUCAAAACCUAUAUUAAUGAAGUAUAACAAUACUUGUUUUUGUUAUUUAAUGUGAUAACUGUGAUGUUUCUCAUGCUUCUUUAUAUCUUCUAAGGAGAUGUUUCACAAUAAAAUCAUAAAAUCUUAGGUUUGGAGAACAGCGCUGUCUACAGAGCCCUGUGGACAUGAGGUUGGCAGGGCUUCUGGAAUCUCAUUGUCAAAACAGUGAAGACCACUGUCAGGCAUUAACAAUGUCAGACAGAAUGUGUGUUUUCUGUGUAUUUUGCUAUGUGGAGAGAGGGAGAGAAAAAACAGUCAUUAUUUUUCAGCAGUCUUCUCUUCGGUACCUUAAAUGUGUCAGGGGACAUCCAUAUGUAAGGAAGACUUCCACUGCCUUAAAUUAAAUGAUGAUGGAUUAAAUUU